Molecule: messenger RNA, 2494 nt
Organism: Penicillium brasilianum
Lineage: Eukaryota; Fungi; Ascomycota; Eurotiomycetes; Eurotiales; Aspergillaceae
Source: the annotation of a GenBank genome assembly
CAAUGACUCGUUGGCUCGACCACUCCAGCUUUCCCUUUAACUACACUCUCCACGAUUGCUUUGGCUGGCCCUCCACACGUGUUUCCUCGUUCUCCCAAGGUCGCGGGACCCCAUCCGCCAUCUUUCAGAUCCCGAACGGUACGAUUAGGCGAAAGGUUCUGAAUGAUGCAGAUGACUCACGAACAAGGCUGAAAAGCACACCAUGGAUUUGUAAAGCAUCUCUGACGUGAUGGAGGAUCAUCUUCUAUGGGAAUCAUUAUUUUGACAUCUGUUCUAUAAAACGGGGAGACCCCUCCGCAACUUUUUUUUUGCAUCCACCACAGACCCAUCCAGUUCCUGGUUCCCUGCUUAACCGCAUUGUUCUUGGACGGAGUAUACAACGAGCCCCAGUGCGGUUGUCGACGGCUCCACUUUCUACUCUCCCUUUUUUUUUUCUCCAGGUCCUGCUUCUCAUUUAGCUUUUAAAGAAAACGAACCGCCGAGGUACAUUUUCUCAAUUUUUUUUGCUUGUCAACCCAAGAACCCAACAGUACACCGUGCAGGGUGUUCCAAUCAAGUCGCGAGUGCACGUCCUCGCGGGCCCCGCAUCCUUUAAACUCAACGGAGCACAAGAAGCACUCGCUCGCCCACAUUCCAUUCUACUCACAUCUGAUCGUCCGUGAAAGGCUUGAGAGCCUCCAAGAUCUGAACGCAAUGGCUGCCAGGUCUAUCAUGAGCCACGGCUCGGAAACGCUGGACGUCUUUACACGUCGAUCCCAACCUAAGAUCGAAAUUGAGCUGGUCGGUCAGAAGCCAGGCCUGGUCAAUUCCUAUACAACGGGUGACCAGAUCGAGGGCAACGUCAAGAUCACUGUGGAUGCCGAUACACGCUUUGAUGAGGUUGAAAUUACCUUCCAAGGGACAUCGCACACCACUGUCGAGCGGGCUGCAUGCCCCGGACGCACAGGAUCACAGCAGAUGUUCCUCAAGCUCCGCCAACCAAUUGAAGAGUCUGACUAUCCCUGCCCCCGAAUUAUGGAGGCAGGACGCACAUACUCCUUCCCAUUUACCUUUGUGGUACCCGAUCGUCUCCUGCCACAGGUCUGCACCCAUGCACGAACCAAUAUCCACAUUCACAACGCCCACACUAUGCUCCCGCCUACCUUGGGAGACCCUAUGCUCGCUGGCAAUGGCAAGACUUUGCUGGAUGAUAUGGCUCCCGACAUGAGCCAGAUCUCAUAUAUCGUGCGCGCAGCGGUAUUGAAGAGAUCCUCGACCGACCACGGCAACCUCAAAGCCAUGGCCAAUCUUGCGAAGAAGGUUCGCAUUAUCCCGACUGUGGAAGAGGAGCCCCCAAUCAACGUGGCCGAUCACACCUAUUAUUGCACCCACAAGGAGAAGAGUGUUAAGCGCGGGUUCCUUCGAGGCAAGCUCGGCCGUUUGGUAGCUUCCGCGUCGCAGCCCAAGCCAAUUCGCUUGCUGCCUCCCAGCUGCGAGACCAGUGAUACGGUCAGCACUAUGACAUCAGUCCACCUCCGGUUCGACCCCGUGGGUGAUGAACAACCACCAAAACUCGGCUCGAUGACCAGCAAGAUCAAGGCCAGCACCUUCUACAGCGCAGGACCUUGGGACGAUUUCCCAAUGCAUUCUGGCUCAACCCCCAUCUCCCAAGUUGGCCAAGGUCUUUUCACCGAAUCCGUUCCCAUCUCCAACAUGUGCGUUGCCUCUGCAAAAUGGGUCAAGCACGUUGCAUCAACCGAGUGCGAACGCCGCGACUCCUUGCAAUCCACGACCUCCGACGACUCAACCGGCCCAUCAACCUCUUUAUCCCGCGAUACCUACUACACCGCAUCAGUAGUAAUUCCCAUCAGUCUCCCCAAAACAAAAACCUUCGUUCCAACCUUCCAUUCUUGUCUUAUCUCGCGCACCUAUUCGCUCGAUCUAUCAUUGACAUAUCACACGCCGGGCGCCAACGUACUCACUCCGACCGUCUCCCUCCGUCUCCCUAUCCAAGUCAUCACACAACCAAAGUAUGCAGAAUCUCUCAAGUCUGAUUUGGGCAUGAUUGUGACACAAGAAGAACUGGACGAAUUCUUCCAGCCACGCUCAGUUGCCCCCGUCAACGAGUCGGUUGUCGAUGUCAGUCUUGCGCCACCUGAGUAUUCGGCAACGGUUAUUAGCUCGGGCUUGCGAGGCUUGCGCACCGCCGUUUGAUCAUUCCUUUCUUUUGCGAAGACAUGACCAUCUAUUUGUUUUCUGGAUUCUGGCUUAAUAAUUCGCUAAUACCCCGUGGCCUAUACAAAAGUUCAUUGUGCUUUUCACGUCUUUGUUGUUGAUUUGGUGUUUGCAUGGCAUUUUCUUACAUUACUGAGUCUGAGCCUGUCCGUUUUAUGGUCUUUGAUGGAUAUACCCCUUUCGUUUCCUUUCUUUGUGAUCAGCGCGAUAUCAUGUUUGUCAUUACAGUUCCUGAGAUUUUUACGUAAUCAAUAAAUGGAGAACAGAAUCUAAACCCAGA